Molecule: messenger RNA, 981 nt
Organism: Yamadazyma jaroonii
Lineage: Eukaryota; Fungi; Ascomycota; Pichiomycetes; Serinales; Debaryomycetaceae
Source: the annotation of a GenBank genome assembly
AUGGAAGAAAUCGAUAAAUAUACUGUUAACAAAGAACCUGAACACGUUAAACCCGAAAUGGUUGUGAAGAAUUUUGCAAGAACUUAUCCAACACCUGAAGCGAAUACCUAUCAAGGAUUAAUCUCAGGUUGUGGUAGUUUCUGGGGUAUGUGGGGGACAUUUUGUUGCUUAUGUUCCAAUCCUUAUAAAACAGUCCAACAAGGGGAAGUUGGUUUGAUUCAAACUUUUGGAGCUUUGUCAAGAACUGUUGAACCAGGUUUGGCUUAUGUUAAUACUUGGAGUGAAAAAUUAUAUAAGGUUUCCAUUAAAGUCAAUAUUAGGGAUAUUCCUGCUCAAUCAUGUUUUACUAGAGAUAAUGUUAGUGUUAUUAUUACAUCUGUGGUUUACUAUAACAUUAUUGAUCCACAAAAAGCCAUUUAUUCAAUUACUAAUAUUCACGAUGCCAUUGUUGAAAGAACACAAACUACUUUAAGGGAUGUUAUUGGUAACAGAACUUUACAAGAUGUGGUUGAAAAGAGAGAAGAAAUUGCUGAUUCUAUUUCUCAUAUAAUUUCCAAGACUGCUUUCGAUUGGGGUGUUAAUAUUGAAAGUAUUUUAAUCAAAGACUUGCAAUUACCUGACAAAGUUAAAGCUUCAUUAUCAAUGGCUGCUGAAGCUAAGAGAAUUGGUGAAGGUAAGAUUAUUAACGCAAAAGCUGAAGUUGAAAGUGCUAAAUUGAUGAGGAAGGCUGCUGAUAUCUUAGCUUCCAAACCUGCUAUGCAAAUUAGAUAUUUGGAUGCUAUGCAAAAUAUGGCUAAAUCUCCUGGAUCAAGAGUCAUCUUCAUGCCUUCAGCUCAAGAAAUCGAAAGAAUGGCUGGUUCCAAUAUUGAAGGAAAUGGUUAUCAUGAAGAGUUAUCUCCUCAUGGUACAGGUAUGGAUCCAAAGUCUAUCGCUAACGAUAUUGCUUUACAAGAAGCCAUGAAGGAAGAAAGGCAUCUUUAG